AUGCAGUUGCCAAAUUGGGACGCCCUUGUUCUCAGUCCGGAUACUGUUCACCUCCAACGACCUGCCAGAUUCCAGGCGAACAGCGUAUACGGCGAGACCUACUUCUCCGCCGACCUGUCAGCAGAGGAAAAUGAGGCAGACUCAUAUUUCGACUGGAAUGCGUACGAGUCGACGACGACGACGGGGCAAACCGAAACAACAACACAACAGCAGCAGCAGCAGCGGCAGCAGCAGCAACCCGGCGACAUCUUGUCUACUUCCGCGUCACCGGCCCUUGCGGCCAAGACGCCGCGUCCUCACCACAAUCUCCGAAGGUUGCGCAGCGACCACGGCGGUGCUUCCUCUCGAAUACAUCCCCACAACUCACUACCAGAGCACAAUGACGAGCCGGUCAACGAGGCGUCUGAGGCAGGAGCGGGCCAAAAACGGAGGCGAGAAGACGAUGAUGGAGGCGCAGACCAUGUCAAACGCGUGUACCGAGAGCCCCAGGUAGAGGUUGCCGUGCAGGCGGAGAUACCUGGCACGACCCACCCGGCGCCCUGCGCUGACGUCCUCCCACCGCAACCUGUUCCAAACGCGGGACCUUCGCAGGAAUCUGCACCUCCGUCAGGGCAACCUCCGGAGAUGUCGUGCACGCUUCCUCAAGGAGGGUCGGACCGGACGUCUGCGGGUUCGGUGGAUCCGCCGAGGACGUCUGGGUCCACGUCAAAGUGGUGCAUGGCAUGA
Fomitopsis serialis is the source of this 726-nucleotide messenger RNA. RefSeq lists its product as uncharacterized. Lineage: Eukaryota; Fungi; Basidiomycota; Agaricomycetes; Polyporales; Fomitopsidaceae. The coding region runs from base 1 to 726 and encodes 241 amino acids. The transcript is spliced from 4 exons. The record is from RefSeq and is a predicted model, not a curated record.